Porites evermanni is the source of this 792-nucleotide messenger RNA. NCBI's taxonomy places the organism in Eukaryota, Metazoa, Cnidaria, Anthozoa, Scleractinia, Poritidae. The record is from the annotation of a GenBank genome assembly.
AUGGCCGUGAUUUCUACAACAAAGAAUCACGAAAGAGUCACACAAAGAAUGCGCGACUUUUGGCGACAAUACAAAGGGGAAACACAGCUGAGUGGGAUUGCAGUUGCCUGUUUUUUUGCUAUUUUGUACUCGGAUUGCAUUGGCAGUACUCUUAGUCCAGCAGUCAGGAAAGAAGUUGACGAUCUCAGACAAGUUCGAAAUGAUAUCGCUCACUUGAACGAGGUUGGACUUACUGAUGCUGAAUUCCAUAAUUAUGUAGCGAGAGUGUUAGCUGCUUUUAAUUCACUGAAGCUUCCGAUAAAUGAAGUUGAUGAUAUCAAAAACCAGACCGACUUUCCAACAGCUCGAGUAAACAGCCUUAAAAUGCAGGCUGAUAAUCUUAAAGCUGAGUUGAAAACCAACAAAGAACAAGAAAACAAAAAUCUAACCUCGGAAUUACAAUCGACCCAAGCCACAUUACAGACAAAACAGGAAGAAGUAGAAACACUUACUCAGGAAAUCAAUUCCAAAGUCGACUCUUUCUGUACUCUGACAUUCAAGCCAUCACAUAAAAUCAUCCAACGAUCAAGUGAUGUCAAAAGAAUCAUGAAAAAACUGGACGAGCUUUACAACGAAAGUAAUGGAGCUAUCAGCACCAUUUAUCUAUCAGGAAUACCAGGCUGCGGAAAAAGCCAAUUAGCUCGACAACUGGGACAGGAUAUUUUUGAUAGGAGGUUGCAUGAGAACGACAGUCUUACGUUUGUUGCAACCCUAAAUACAGAAACCCUGGAUUCACUUGCAGAGUCCUAUUAA